AAUGCAUUGUGCAGUUUGUGCAAAACUCGGUAUUUUGUUUGAAAGUUACUAAUACCAUGUACUACUUCACGUUUUCUGUAAUGAAUGUAAGAUAGUGUGUUUCAUGUUGAAAUAAGACACCUUUUUAGCUGUGAUGUUAACAAUAGAGAAUUCAUAUAGAAAUGCAAAACAAGAAAGAAAAUUAAUCUAAUAGAAAUGAAUUUCGUGUUAUAUUUAUUAUAACGACAAUUCAGUAUUAUAAUAUGUACCAAUGUUUGCUGGCUAAGAAUUCUACUACCAGUUAACGUCAUUGCUAAUAAAAAGUGGAAAGGAGAUAUAAAAUGGCACACAUUUAAAAAUCACAACGAGGCACAAACUUUGUGGGGACAGUGCUAAUUUCUGUGCCCAAAACACACUGAAAUCUUGAGCAACCAAAAAUGGACCUGAGAUUUCGUGCAAGUAUACGUAUAGAAAAAUUAAUAACAUGAAAGAAAAGAUGAGACAGAAUAUAGUUAUUGGAUAAAUAAUUAUAACGAUAACACUAUUAUCGCUACCACUACUGCUGCUAAUACCACUACUAUGACUAUUAUUAUAACUACAACUACCAUUAGUGCUACCACUAUCAUUACUAUAAUUACAACUACCGCUACUACCAUUAUCAUUAUAAAUUGUCCUUGUAAUUUUUAUAUGCCAAGUGUAUACUUUAUAAUAGGAUAAAUGGAAAAAGUAUGGGGAGUGAGUUGCAGUAAAUGUAACAUAAUAGCCCUACUUAAUAUAAGCAGGGCACAAACUAUGUUAACUGAACUAUGAAUUAUAAAUAUUGUAUAAGACGAUAAAUAAUAAUUAUUAUUACCAUUAUUAUAACUAUUAUCGAUUGAAUUAGCAAAUUGUAAUCUACCCAUCAACCACUUUGAAGUAAGGGAGAUAUGAGUCUGUAAUUCGUGUGUAACAAAAAUCAAGCUGUACAAUGUUGUUGUUAUUGCUGUUGUUUUUUUACUGUCCUUAAUCUUAUUAUUUUAGAAGAAAAUUUAUAUUUUGCUAACGCAAAUGAACAUCAAAUUUAUAAAGCUUAGAAUAUUUUGUCUAGUGGGUUAAGAACGAAUGAAACGUUUUUAGAUGUGUUUAAAAGCAUAAAUUUAUUUCGUUGUAAGAUAUGUAUUUUAUACAUUAGCAUUGUACGAAAUGUAUAUAGUUUCUUAUAUUAUUUCGUACAGUUAUUUGAAGAUGUGCAAUAUAACCUCAAAAUGCUAAACUUGUUAUCCUUAAGAGUACUGUAUCUCAUAUUAUUUUCAAUUAAUUUUGCACAAACUAUUGUUGAAAAUAAAUUUUGUGAGAAAGCAGAUGAAUAUGGAAAUAAUGAUAAGCAAUGCAAUGUUCAAUCACGCUAUUCACGAAAUCGUUAUAUACUUUACGAUAUCAAUCCACCGGAAGGUUUCAAUCUUAGAAGAGAUGUUUACAUUCGUAUUGCAGUUUUUAUAAAAAACGUAAUGGAGCAAGAGAAAGAAUUCAAUUGGAAAUUAGUUUUGCCUCCAUGGGGUAAUAUGUACCAUUGGCGAAGUAAGCACAUAGGAUCUCAAACAAAAUUGCCUUGGAAUAUAUUUUUUGAUAUUGCAAGCUUACAAAAAUAUAUACCAGUUAUUGAAAUGUAUCAAUUUAUACAAGGUAUAAUUCUUAUUACUUUCUUGUCUCUCGCAAAUAUAAUAAGUAUUUACUUUUUAGAGUAUCCUUCGGAUAAUGAAGAAACCCAACUUGAUGUUGUAUAUAUUCUCCAAAAUGAUGAAGAAAUGUUUAAAACAGGAGAAUUUAAAGAUAAAAAUGAAGUAGUAGAAUGUGAGGAUGAGACUUUAUGGUACAGUAAAUUGAAAUCUACAAAAUACAAAGGAUACUUUUGGGGAUAUGAUAAUGUAACUUCUGAAGCUGUUAAGUGUGUUGUGUUUCAUGGCAUGAUAUCAGAUCUUCAAAGAAAUCUUAAGCCUACAAUUUACAGAUCUGUAAUGUUUGAUCGCAUGGAAAUUGCUUUACACAAUGUCUAUGGGUCACAAGAAUAUUGGAGAGCUAGACGUAGUAUGCGAUACAAUUCUGAAUUGUAUAACAUUGCAAAUAAAUUCAGAAAAGAAUUUCUGAACUCAACAGAUGAGGAUGAUAACACCAAGCGACCAAACGAUUGGACUAAAGAAAAGAAUAGAAGAAAUGCAAUUGGAGGGCCAUAUUUAUCAGUUCAUUUGAGAAGACGCGACUUCUUAGUUGGUCACUCUUCAACAGUACCAACAAUAAAAUCAGCUGUGUCUUAUUUGAGAAAAAAGAUGGAUGAACUUGGAUUAAAAGUUUUAUUUGUUGCCACAGAUGCUGUAGAGGAAGAAUUUAAAGAACUUGAAAAAUACUUGUUUGAUCGCACAGUUCUUAGAUUUAUUCCAUCAGAUUAUAUAUUGAAGAAAUUUAAAGAUGGCGGAGUUGCAAUUAUUGAUCAAAUAAUAUGCUCCUAUUCCAGGUAUUUUCUAGGAACAUAUGGGUCAACUUUUACAUUUAGAAUACAAGAAGACAGAGAGAUCAUUGGUUUUCCCAGUAAAACAACAUUUAAUAUUUUAUGUAAAAAUAAUAAAAAAUGUGACUCUAACGGCCAGUGGGAAAUCGUUUGGUAAUUGUACGAAAAUGUAAAUUAUAUUUGAAUUAAUUAAAUCGAUUGAACGAC
Messenger RNA from Hylaeus anthracinus, 2668 nucleotides. RefSeq names its product GDP-fucose protein O-fucosyltransferase 2 (gene O-fut2). Gene Ontology annotation, molecular function: peptide-O-fucosyltransferase activity. The transcript has 7 exons. The coding region runs from base 1224 to 2618 and encodes 464 amino acids. The record is from RefSeq and is a predicted model, not a curated record. Gene Ontology annotation, biological process: protein O-linked glycosylation via fucose. Lineage: Eukaryota; Metazoa; Arthropoda; Insecta; Hymenoptera; Colletidae.